Solanum dulcamara is the source of this 1270-nucleotide messenger RNA. RefSeq lists its product as uncharacterized. Gene Ontology annotation, molecular function: RNA binding. NCBI's taxonomy places the organism in Eukaryota, Viridiplantae, Streptophyta, Magnoliopsida, Solanales, Solanaceae. Gene Ontology annotation, biological process: mRNA splicing, via spliceosome. Gene Ontology annotation, cellular component: U4/U6 x U5 tri-snRNP complex; cytoplasm; U2 snRNP. The record is from RefSeq and is a predicted model, not a curated record. The transcript is spliced from 2 exons. Bases 113 to 940 code for a protein of 275 amino acids.
CUACUCAAUUAAUUCACUCCCCGAGCAGAGUCCACAAACGCCUUCUCCAAUUUCUGAGAUCUGCGCAAAAACCCUAGACUCCAUUUGUGGUUUUGCUUCAAAUUUAUUCACAAUGUCGAUGUCGAAGAGUUCUAAGAUGCUUCAAUACAUCAAUUAUCGCAUGCGUGUUACUAUCCAAGAUGGCCGUCAAUUAAUCGGCAAGUUUAUGGCAUUUGAUCGUCAUAUGAAUCUCGUACUCGGCGAUUGUGAAGAGUUUCGUAAGCUUCCUCCUACUAAAGGUUCUAAAGAAGAACGUGAAGAUCGCCGUACACUUGGUCUUCUACUUCUCAGGGGUGAAGAAGUUAUUUCCAUGACUGUUGAAGGUCCUCCACCUCCGGAUGAUUCUCGUGUUAAAGCUACUGCUGGUGGUGGUGUUUCUGCUGUUCCCGGUCCCGGUUUGGGUCGGGCUGCGGGUCGGGGUGUUCCGACUGGUCCGAUGGUUCAUGCUCAGCCUGGUCUUGCUGGUCCUGUUCGUGGUGUUGGUGGACCUGCACCGGGAAUGAUGCAGCCACAGAUUUCUCGUCCGCCGAUUAACUACCCGCAGCAGCCUCCUCCUCCUAUGGUUAGGCCACCUGGUGGUGGGCCUCCACCGCCAAUGCAAAUGCAAAUGCAAAGACCUGGUGGCCCACCUAUGCCACCGCCUCCACAGUUCAGGCCUGGUGGGCCUGGACCAUUUCCGCCUCAGUUUGGUCAGAGGCCUAUGGGACCACCACCUCCACAGAUGAUGAGAGGUCCUCCACCACCAGGGGCGCAGCCACCAAGACCAGGAAUGCCAGGUGGCCCGCCUCACCCAGGGAUGCCUCCACCACCUCCUGGUGGGCAAGUUCCAGUCUUUGGACCUCCUCGCCCGGGAAUGCCACCCCCUCCAAAUGCACCUCACCAGCAGAAUCAGCAGCAGUAGUAGAAAUCAGGCUUGCUCUGUAAAGGCGUCAAGUAGUCAUUAGCUUCUCCUGCUUACCUCACUGGUGGUUAUUUUAGGUUCUUUUCCUUGCAAAAGAAAAAGCACUUGGCUAAGGAUUUGGUGUUUGAGUACUCGGGUUUGAUGGUGGUAGAGUGACAUUUGCUUUCAAAGAGCUUGUAGUUGUGCGAGAUAGGAGAGUUCAAACCAAUGUUCUUAGCAGUAUUUGCCAAACUUGCCCUCUUUUUAUUUUCAAUAUUGCUUUCUGAUAUGUGACUUAAUGAAGAUUUCAGUUGGUUGUUCAAUCAGUAAUGGCAGUCUGUCAUUUACAUA